AUGCAUGAUCUCAUGCAUGAUCUUGCAACUCUUGUGGCUGGGAUGGAAAGUACUAUGUUAACUUCAAGUAAGGAAAAUAUUGGUAAAAAGGUUCGUCAUGUAUCAUUUGAUCUUGAGGAUUUGUUGAGUAAUCUAGAGGAUUCAUCAAGGGAACUUCCAAUUCUCAUGGUUAAAGGAAUGAGAAUACGAACAGUUCUUGCACUUAGUGUAGGGAUAGAGUUGGGUAAGUUUACUUGUGAUGCACUCAUUUCAAAUCUCAAUUAUUUGCGCACAUUGGAUUUGAGUAAAUUAGAUCUAAGUGUGGUGUCACAUUCAAUUGGGGAAUUGAAACAUUUAAGAUAUCUUGAUCUUUCCAAAAAUAAAGAUAUUGAAUUUCUCCCUAAUUCGAUUACCAAGUUGCUAAAUUUGCAGACACUAAAACUCAGUGGCUAUGACUCACUUAAAGAAUUACACCAGGGCAUUAAGAAGUUGGUCAAUCUUAGGCAUCUAGAUACUAAUUGCACCAAAUUGACUCAUAUGCCCCUUGGACUUGGACAUCUUACUUCUCUUGAGAUACUAACACGGUUUGUCUUGAAGAAAGGAGGUUUCAAGGCAAGCUCUUAUAGUUGGUGUAAGAAAAAACAAGCUAGGUUUGGUGGUGGGCUAAGUGAAUUGAAGGAGCUGAGCAAUUUGGGAGGAAGCCUAUGGAUUGAAAAAUUGGGACAUGGAGAGGAUGACAUGCUGGAAUGUAAAGCCACAAAUAUGAAGGAGAAACAACAUCUUGAAGAGCUUCUUUUAUGGUGGGAGUGGGAUGAUGGAGAAAGCGAAUGUUAUGAUGAAAUGUCAGUAGAAGGCCUCCAACCACAUCCAAAUCUUAAAUCGUUGUGGUUGUGUUAUUAUAUGGGUGUGAGAAUUCCAAGUUGGAUCUCUUCUCUCACUAAUCUUGUCCAUUUGAGAUUAUCUAGUAAUAAUAGAUUGCAGCACCUCCCAGCGUUAAAUCAACUCCCUUUUCUCAAGUUUGUCUAUAUUUUAAAUAUGAAAGCUCUUGAAUACAUAUCAGAUGAAGACAUUACUAGUAACGUGUUGGGUGGUUCCUCUUCUUCUUCUUCAAAAACAUCAUUCUUCCCAUCAUUAUCUUCUCUCAUAUUAGACGAAUGCCCAAAUCUGAAAGGAUGGUGGAGGAAUUCAGAUGAUGAUGUUAAUGAGCCACACCAUCUCUUACUUCCAUCAUUUCCUCCUUGUCUUUCUAAAUUACAGAUUCUCAGAUGCCUUAACUUGACUUCCAUGCCCUCGUUUCCAUAUUUGAAAGAAGAGUUGGUAUUGCGUAUCGCUAGUUGGAAGGUAUUGGAGCAAACAAUGAAAAUGGGAGCAACCACAUCAACCUUCUCCUCAUGCUACUUUCCUCUCUCUCUCAAUUACAAUAUUUGA
Molecule: messenger RNA, 1407 nt
Organism: Quercus lobata
Lineage: Eukaryota; Viridiplantae; Streptophyta; Magnoliopsida; Fagales; Fagaceae
Product: putative disease resistance RPP13-like protein 1
Exons: 1
Coding region: 1-1407 (468 amino acids)
Molecular function (GO): protein binding
Source: RefSeq, a predicted model, not a curated record